AUGAAAACAUUAAGAACUGAUCACCAUCAGAAACACGAGCUGCUCUGACACUUUAGAGUGUUGCAGGAAAAUGAGGAAGACGUUUGCUUGUGAUGAAUCGAUGAUCAUCACCAUCCCAAUCGGGAGCCUGAAGACCAUUCAGGAGGGUCAGCUGAUGCCGGAGAACUUCCACUGUGUGUUCAGGGACAACUACAAGGUGUUUGCUGUCAGAGGAAAGCCCAAACCACUCGGGGCAGCUCAAGCAAUUGGUGGUGUGUUUGCUGUCUCACUUGGAGUGAUUUCCCAAGAGACACCCAUCAACAUCUUCUGCAUUGUUUCAUGUGUUCUGUUUUUGAUCUCUGGCAUGCUGUCCUUUGCUGCAGGAAAAUGUCCAAACAUACAUGUGACCAAACUGUCUUUCUCCCUGAACAUCAUCAGCUUCUUCUGGUCAUUGGCAGCUUUUUCUGUCUUUGUGGUCAUUGUAAUUUUUUAUGGUGGUCCUCAUCUUCGCCCCAUAUAUUACCAGUUAGUUCCUGGGAUUGCCGGCCUGAUCAUGACUCUGCUGGUCUUUGAAUGCAUGAUGGCGCUCUUCUUGAUCUACUGGUUGAGUAAAGCUGUAUGCAGAGAACAUUUCAACACCUUGCCCAUCAUCAUGCUGAAGCAGGAGGACUGAAUGACGAA
Molecule: messenger RNA, 660 nt
Organism: Fundulus heteroclitus (mummichog)
Lineage: Eukaryota; Metazoa; Chordata; Actinopteri; Cyprinodontiformes; Fundulidae
Product: membrane-spanning 4-domains subfamily A member 4A-like
Exons: 6
Coding region: 71-652 (193 amino acids)
Source: RefSeq, a predicted model, not a curated record